UCCGGAGCUGCGGCCACCUGGGCCACCUCGCUCCCCACCCCUCUCGGUUUGCGCCCAGGCCCCGCCCCCGCGGGGCGCCGCGGGGUUAUAUUGGGCCGGGCCGAAGGUGGAGGCGAGACGGAGCUGCGGCUGGCCGGCGUGGAGAUGCUGCUCCGGAGACCGGGGGCGGAAAGGCGGUUGCGGGCGCCACGGCCUCGGGGACUCUGCUCCGUGGGCGCUAGAGCCUGAAGGCCGGACCCUCCCUCCCGGCGUGGGUGGCACGCACAGCAGCCGGCACCGUCUCGACCCGCGAGGACGCCUGCCCGGGACCGGGGACUUGCAGAGAAGAAACCCCGUCUCGGGAACGGAAAGCAGAUGUGCACGCUUCCUCCUCCAACAGGAACUCCAAGCCCCGCGCGCUCGGGCACCCGAGGCUGGAACCGCGGCCCUACACGCCUCCCCCGAAGUCUCCACUCCUCGAACUGAAGGCAACAGGCUCCCCCCCCAACUGCUUCCUCUCCGCCCCUCUCGGUUCACCCAAUAAGCAAAACCCCUCCAAAGAAAAAUUCCAGUGGAAGGGGACUGCUGUCCGGAAAGCGACUGUCUCUCCAAGAGGAAGGUGAGCUCCGGGAGAGAGAGGCCAGGACCCCGGCCCAGGAUCGCCACCCCGCCCCCGGCGCCCGCUGCCCAGGACCAAGCGGAGGAAAAGGGUACGCGCCGGGCGGGGACGGGCGCGGGCAUGAAGCUGGAGGUGUUCGGGCCCCGCGAGGGCCUCCGGGACAAGCCGGGGAGUGACCUGGAGGGGGCGGGCGGCCGCGACGCGCCGUCUCCGCUGUCGGCCGCGGGCGACGACUCCCUGGGUUCGGACGGGGACUGCGCGGCCAACAGCCCGGCGGCGGGCGGCGGCGCCGUGGCGCUGGCGGGCGGCGGCGAGCGGAGCGCGGGCGGAGGGCCGGGCGCGGCGGCGGCGGCGGCGGCGGGGGGCGCGGGCGGCGGCGCGGGCGCGCGCGGCAAGCCGUACACGCGGCGGCCCAAGCCCCCGUACUCGUACAUCGCGCUCAUCGCCAUGGCCAUCCGCGACUCGGCUGGCGGGCGCCUGACGCUGGCUGAGAUCAACGAGUACCUCAUGGGCAAGUUCCCGUUCUUCCGCGGCAGCUACACCGGCUGGCGCAACUCCGUGCGUCACAACCUCUCGCUCAACGACUGCUUCGUCAAGGUGCUGCGCGACCCUUCGCGGCCCUGGGGCAAGGACAACUACUGGAUGCUUAACCCCAGCAGCGAGUACACCUUCGCCGACGGGGUCUUCCGCCGCCGCCGCAAGCGCCUCAGCCACCGGGCGACGGCCCCGGGCCCCGGGCCGCCGGACGCCGCGCCUCCGCCGCCCGCGCCCGCCGUCCCGGCGCUGGCCACGCCCCGCGCGCGCUCGCCCGCUCGGCCCGAGGGGCGUGCCAGUCCGGCGGGCAGGUUUUCCGGCCCCUUCGCCAUCGACAGCAUCCUCAGCAAGCCCUUCCGCAGCCGCCGCUCCGGGGACGCGGGCCCCGGGACGCGCCCGCCGUGGGGCGCGGCGCCCUGCCCGCUGCCGCCCCCCUAUCCCGCGCUGCUUCCGGGCGCGCCCGCCGCGGCCCUGCUGCCACUCGGGGCGUUCGGCGCGGCCGAGCCGCCGCGGCUGGGCGCGCGCGGGGCCGAGGCGCCGCCCCUCCUGCUCGCGCCCCUGGCGGCCCCGGCCCCGGCCCCCGCCAAGCCGCUCCGGGGCCCGGCCGCCUGCGCGCACCUGUACUGCCCCGUGCGGCUGCCCGACGCCCUGCACGUGGCCUCGGCCCGCCCGCCGGGCCCGCACCUGCCCGGCCCGCCCGAGACGCUCCUGGCCUGAGCGCGACGGAGCCGGCCGGGAACGCGGGCUCGGGAAGGGUGGGGGUGAGCUUUCCACCCAGAGAACGGAGACCGUCAAAGAAAACAUCUCCACCAAACGUGCCUUAGAGCUAACGCCUUCCGACGCCAGUGUCCGACGCGGUCCCGGACAUUUCCCUUCGUCCUUUAUAACUAACGUCACAGCGGAGCAAAGCAGCGCUUCACAACGGUCUCGUUUCUUGACCAAGCCUGUCCUUGCCCCCUCCACGGAGACUUCUCCCUUCCUAGUGUCCAGGCUCCGCCUUGUUCCUCCUGUUUUCGUUGCACCGUCCAGUGAUUUGUCCCUUAAAAAGCAAAACAAAAACAAAAAAGCACGUCAGGGAACCAUUCCAUGGGAUACAUGAUACGACUACUGCGGGGGUAGCGGCCCCGCUCCUUGCAAGCGUGUGGCUUCUACAGGUGUGGCUGAGGGCGGGAGGGGCCAGAGGAGUUCCAGCCAUGCCUCUGCUCUUGACCCACGUCUCACUGUGCCAAAAAUGAAAAAUAUAUAUAUUGUUGGGAUUUGUAGUUAAAUUAUUUAUAUAUUUUUGAAACCCAAAUUGAAAAUGUUGCAGGCAACGGUUAUGGCUUUAUUCGCGGUUGGGUUCUCUCAUAACUGUGGUCUCCUUGGGCCAAACGAUUUCUUCCAAGGACAAGUUAACAUUGUGCAUGUGGGGUGCCAGGACCACUGCCACGUGAAAGCAAGUGUGAUUUUUAUUUUUAAUAUUAUUUUAUUUGUGUCUGUGUACAUGUUCAUGUAUGAAUGUUAUGAAAGCCAGGCAUAGUGCUUAUUUUUUAAUAAAACUCACAAUCGACUUCGGCA
Globicephala melas (long-finned pilot whale) is the source of this 2689-nucleotide messenger RNA. It is a transcript of the gene FOXQ1, whose product is annotated as forkhead box Q1. Lineage: Eukaryota; Metazoa; Chordata; Mammalia; Artiodactyla; Delphinidae. Gene Ontology annotation, molecular function: RNA polymerase II cis-regulatory region sequence-specific DNA binding; DNA-binding transcription factor activity, RNA polymerase II-specific. Gene Ontology annotation, biological process: anatomical structure morphogenesis; cell differentiation; regulation of transcription by RNA polymerase II. The record is from RefSeq and is a predicted model, not a curated record.